Molecule: messenger RNA, 1239 nt
Organism: Suillus paluster
Lineage: Eukaryota; Fungi; Basidiomycota; Agaricomycetes; Boletales; Suillaceae
Exons: 2
Coding region: 157-1068 (303 amino acids)
Source: RefSeq, a predicted model, not a curated record
UACACAAUGACAGGCAUUGGACACUCCCAAAUGUGCAUCCACACCUCCCGAAUGCCACCGCUAUUGUUAGUUGUUCUGCCACAGUAAUUCAGGCAGGAUUCGAUGGCUAUAAAUCCCUUGCAUGUAGCAGCGGUUGAAAAUCAUUAACCACUCAGUAUGAACACUCUCUAUUACACCCGCCCUUUUGCACCAGUACACAUCGGUAUCAGACUAUGCUUUUGCGGCAAGCCGACAGUGGAAGAUCACGACUUUUGCUUUUGCUCCCCCCAAUGUGCUCGCGCUGAUGCCAUGCGUGCCCUAGGUGAAGAUGACUGCCAUUAUCGCCAAGUCAUGCGGGGGGCAUAUGCCAACUCGGGUGCCCCAGAGCCUGCGAUCUAUAGGCACAAGUCAGAGAAUCAGCUGCGCAAUGCGUCGAUCGCGAGGCGCGUUCCAGGCAUGUCACAGGGUCUUCGGCACCCCCCCAAGCCAACACACGAGAAGACCCUCCCUACACUGGAAGAAGCCACAAGUUCUAGAGACAGGAGAGUUCAUGACACUCGGCGACCCUUCGAGUCUCGGAACGAAGGCGUUGGCCUAAUUGCUGCGGAACCAUCUGCUCCGCCUCAGCGAACCCUCAAGCGCUCCUUGCCCUCUAGAGCCGGGCUUAGCAACGGCGUCCGUGGCUCAGUCCUUGCGAUGUUCCGCAACAAGAAUCAACAAACUGCUCCACUCAACGUAAAGAAGAAGGCGCCCGUUAUCAACCGAGAAUCCUCGGUCACUGCAGCCGUAUUGCGGGACAUGGAAGAGGAAAACGAGGAAGAAGCUGCUUUGUGGAAACUGCUGAAUAGCACGGAAGACAGGUCUCCUACUGCUUACCCACAAGCCAGACCAAUUACUGCAACCCGGCGAUCAGGUGGCAUUCGUCGCUCGGCUUCGUUUGCAGGUUGGAACGACCAAAUAGAAAAUCGGAAGCCCUUCGAAAAGGAUAGGGGAUCUGUAAUGCAGUCAGUUUUCCAACUUCGCAAGAUGUGGCAAGAGACGCCAGAUCCAAUGCCGAAUUUUGAUGAGGAGUCGGACGAGGAGUACUAGUAAUCAUUCUGGAGCUCGAUAUGACCUUUUAUGCCACACCCUAUGUUACGACUAUCACGACUCAAACAAUGCUUUAUGGAUAUGUACCUCCUUAGCUCUGCGAUAUGAUCCUGCUGGUGUAUUAUCAUGUAAUGUCAUCCUUGAGCUGGCUUUACGGUGUUGUGUCGUGAU